Messenger RNA from Symbiodinium sp. CCMP2456, 1243 nucleotides. Lineage: Eukaryota; Dinophyceae; Suessiales; Symbiodiniaceae. The record is from the annotation of a GenBank genome assembly.
GAGCCAGGAGAUUUCCCGGCUGGUGGAGCAGGCCAGGCAGCCUCUCGCACUGCGGUCCGAGGAGCUUUCAGUACUGGUCUGGAGCUUCGCAAGCCUCUCCGUGGACAACCCGGCCGUCGAUCGCAUCCUGAAUGCCGUGGAGCAGUUGGGCUUCCAGAACUUCCGGACAAGUGACUUGGCCAGGCUCUCCUGGUCUCUGACUAGCCUUAGAAGGGCGAGGGCGAGCACCAUGCUGGAAGAUCUCCAGAAGGAGUUUUUGCAUCGGCUAAGACGUGAAGGUGUUGAUGCAGACUCUGCGGUCUCUGCAUUGACGCUUCUCUGGAGUGGUUCCUUUGCCGGAUGGUUGCCAAAAUGGAGAGCCUUGGAGAUGGAAGGUUCGCUGGCGCAGUUCGGGAGGUCCUGCGACCAGACUGCCCGGGCCCGCACCCCUACCCCUGCGGCAUCCGUGGCACCGCUCGCCGUGGCUGUGGCUGGAGGAGAAGGAGCAGGAAGGAGAGAGCCCCAUCUGGUGCUUUCUCUGGCUGACCUCGCUGUGGUGCAGAAGCCUCCGGAGUGGCAGGUGGAUGACGGAGAGGAUUCUGAACCAAACGAGCAUCAGAGGGGUCUACUCUCAGCCUAUCUGCAGGCAUUGUUUCCAAGAUGCCGCAAGCUCUUCACGAACCUCGAGCGCAGCCGGGGAUUCCUACACCGCCUGGACGUGCCAAGCUCCGGCCUGAUCCUGGUGGCCAAGUCGCAUGAAGCCUGGUAUCGCUUGAAGGUGCAGGCAGCCUGUGGUGGAAUUCGGCGUGACUACAUCGCCCUGUGCCACGGCUGGAUGAGUGCUGGUCGACAGGAAAUUUCAGCGCGAGUUCACUGGUGGCCGGAUGGCAGGAGGGGGCCAAGCCAUGUACGGAAAAGCGGGCGGCUUGCAAAGACAAUGCUCAAGGUCACGGAGUUGCGCAGGACCGCUGCGAGAGGUUUCAGCCUGAUCGACAUCCGGAUUCUGACCGGGCGUAUGCACCAGAUCCGGCUGCACACGGCACACGUGGGCCAUCCCACGGUCAGAGACGGGAAGUAUACGCCCAAUGCGACCUUUCAGGAAGAUGCCAGCUGGUGCCCAGAGCACUUUCUGCACCGGUACUCUUUGGCUUUUGUGGACAUGUCAAAGCGGCAGCACGAGGUCUUCGAGCCGUUGGCCAAGAGCUUGAAGGAAACUCUAAGGCAGCUUGGCCAUGCCAGGAGGAUCAUUCCGCCAGGUACAUAA